GUUCCAUCGCGCGCCAGUGUAAGCCUGGGUGUUUCUCUUGACACGGCUUAUUCUUGAGCUGACCUUUCGCGUUUUAGGAAACAGUUGCUUCGGGGCACUUCCAUCCCACCACAACACCUUUACCCACUCCACCCCGCCGCCAGAGACAGCUGGGCAGUUGAGUGAUCGCUUCUUUACUGCCUGUUGGCUAAUCGUAAGUUCGCAGGAAGCCAGCACAAGCGGCCGCUUGCUGUGAGAACGCUGGAAGUGAUCGUGGAUCAGUCAUCCGCGAACGCAGAACGUGCGACUAGACUUCUACACUUCGCACUGACAACAGACACAGGCUCAAGGGGAUUCAGUGGGACAUCGCCGGAAAACACGCGCCCUCGUUCUUCAUCCAGAGGCUGUUAAAUCAGCGGGAAGUCCCGAGCGAUAAUAUGUACCAACUAACGAGCACGUCCGCGGGGAAGUAGAGAGAGAGAGAAUAAAGCGGCCAAACAUGUACACCGUCACAUACGACUCCACGACCAUGCCUCGGCCGACCAGCCUGCCGCUGACGCCGUUGAGUGUUCGGCCGAGAUCGUGUUCUCAAGCGAGGAUAAAACCGUCCAAAAGGUUGAUUCUCAACGUCGGCGGGACGCACUACGAGGUAUCGAAGAGUCUCGUCGACAUGUAUCCGGAUACGCUGUUGGGAAGUAUGGAGAAGGAAUGUUCUACGACGACAAUCGUAAGGAGUACGUCUUUGACCGCGAUCCGGAUAUCUUCCGUCACAUCCUCAACUACUACCGGACGGGGACGCUGCACUAUCCGGAAAACGAAGGACUUGUGAAGUACGAAGAGGAGUUGUCCUUCUUCGGCAUUGACAACGGGGACCUGGAGGAGAUGCUCGGGCCGUGUUGUCGAGAGGCCUACUUCGAUAAGAAGGAAACGCUGAUAAAAGUUAACGCCCAGACGGACGGUGAUCGCCCUUCAGAUGAAGACAGGACACUGAGGGAACGUAUGUGGCAGUCUAUUGAAAACCCCGGAAAGGACGCAUGUGGAACGUCAUUCUUCUACGUCAUGCUGUUUUUCAUCACGGUAUCUAUAGCGUCGAAUGUAUUAGAGACGAUAUACUGCAGGGGCGUAGAUAGGGAGGAAUGGAUGUACUGUGGAGAUCGGUAUCCCAAAUCUUUUUAUGUUGUGGAGUCCGCCUGUGCCAUACUGUUCACGUUAGAGUACUUCAUACGGUUCUAUGCCACCCCGGAGCGCUGGUUUUUCGUCAAAAGCCCCAUGAGUAUCAUUGACAUCCUGUCUAUUCUGCCUUUCUACAUCGCCCUCAUGAUGCCAAAGGACAGCGAAAUGAACGGAGUCUUCGUCACCCUUCGAGUCUUUCGAGUGUUUCGUGUCUUCAAGUUGACGAGAUCGUCCACAAACCUACAGCUCCUUGGCUACACCUUGAGGUCGUGCGUUCGAGACUUGAGUUUCCUUCUCUUCGCACUCUUCAUGACGGUGAUCGUGUUCUCUACGAUCAUCUUCUACGCGGAGAGGGGCGCUCCGGCCAGCCACUUCACGUCCAUCCCCGCCACGUCCUGGUACAUCAUCGUGACCAUGACCACGCUCGGGUACGGGGACAUGGUGGCGCGGACUACCUUCGGGAAGGUGGUGACGGCCUUCUGUUGCCUCAGCUCCGUGGUCCUCCUGACUCUCCCCGUAACUGUCAUUGUCUCCAACUUCAACAACUUGUACCGCCCGGAAAGACUCAAGAGCAAGUUCACGGCCGUCCCUGCGAUACGAAGGCGCAUCACCAAGACUCCCCACGACUCUGACAUGUUUGAAUCGCAACACCGGCAUCUUCUACAGUCAUUGGAUCAAGUGAGAGACAGAGAUUUGGGCGGGGUUUCCUUUAUAUAUGGCCGCAGAAGUGAUGACCAAAGCGGUAUUGAGAUACUGAACGCUCAGUCAGACAGUGAAAGUGAUGAUUACGGUGAUGAAAGUAAAAGUUUGAAGCUCUAAUUUACAUCACAUAUAAACAUCUGUGCAAAAACUGUAUUGAAUCUAAGUUUCCCUUUUCAAUAAUCACAAUGUACGGAUAUAAAGUUUGCCUGGAGAGUGUACAUGUUAUACAUGUGUACGACACAGAUAUAAUUUAUACGGAAUUUAGAUGGUAUAUUUUAAUCAGUCGUUAUUGCUACAUAUCAUAUCGGGCAUAAUAAUGUGUGUAAACGGUAAAUUUGUUAAGAAUGUUUAUUCUGAGGUGAUUUUGAUCACUUUCAAUGAUAUAUUUUAGUUUGACGUCAUUAUCAAGAUCAUAUUGAGUAGCUGGGUGCCAUCCAAAUACUACCGGGCCCGCCCUGAAAAAAAAUCAAAACUAUUUCAGGGCUGGCCCGGUAGUACUCGGAUGUCAUUCUGAUAUGGAUCAGUUAAUUUGAAUGAUAUUCAAGAUUUCCGUCACUGUAACUUACGUUUUAUUGUGGAAGAAAAGCGGUUCUGAAUAAAGCAAUA
This is a messenger RNA of Branchiostoma floridae (Florida lancelet), 2460 nucleotides long. Its product is annotated as potassium voltage-gated channel protein Shal-like. Bases 688 to 1971 code for a protein of 427 amino acids. Gene Ontology annotation, cellular component: voltage-gated potassium channel complex; membrane. The record is from RefSeq and is a predicted model, not a curated record. The transcript is spliced from 2 exons. Gene Ontology annotation, biological process: protein homooligomerization; potassium ion transmembrane transport. Gene Ontology annotation, molecular function: A-type (transient outward) potassium channel activity. Lineage: Eukaryota; Metazoa; Chordata; Leptocardii; Amphioxiformes; Branchiostomatidae.